AUGAGUUCCCAAUUUGCAAAUCGCCGAAAGCCCCGCAAAAUUGGUGGCGAUGAUGAGGAAAAUGACGCCGACGAGCAAGACUCUGGACCUGUUGUCAAACGUCCUCCGACUUCGAAAACGAAGCAAAAGUCGAAGAUGCGCCUUUCGUUCGGCCCCGGCAGUACCUCGAUGGCCGACGAUGACGACCAGGAAAGCGAAGUUGUCAUUCCCAAACGACCUGGGCUCGCGAAACGGGCUAUAGAGAAGAGCGCAUUUCAGCGAUCCUUGACACCGUCGGGUGCAGGUGGUCAGAUUCCCCUCCGGGUAGGGCCUGAGCAGGAUAGGCCGAGUUACAAUGACGAAUAUCUAAAAGAGCUCCGAAACUCGACACCCUCUACGCCGAAGCCCGCAGCUGAGGAUGAAUCAGAGAAGACAAUUGAUGUCGCUGCAAAGUUUGGUGAGGUCAUGAAGGUUUCAACUCCUGCUGCUAUUCCCAGCGAAGCAGAGAUUAGAGAAAAGAAAGCUCGGAGAGCCCGGUUAGCGAAGGAAGAGGCGGCACUUUCCACCGAGAAAGACUUCAUUUCCCUUGAGGAUGAUAUGGAAGAGGACGACUGGGAUCUUCAGGCGCGGCGAGAGGAUACGAGGCUCGUCCGUGACGAUGAAGAUUUCGCAGAAGGAUUUGAGGAGUUUGUAGAGGACGGACGUAUAUCCCUUGGGAGGAAAGCAGAGAAAGAGCAAAAGCGAAAACAGCGGGAAGAAAUGCGUGAACUUAUUGAUGAUGCCGAAGGUCUGUCGGAUGAGGAUGAUUCGGACUUGGAGGAAAAAGCAGCGUACGACGCCAGUCAGGCACGAGCUGCUAUGGGUGCGAGCAGAGAUCCUAUUGACCGUCCGCGCACUCCGCCCAAGAUGACCUCGUUACCCCGUCUGUCGAACUCACUCGAGCGUUUGCGUAUGAACUUGGCGGUCCUAGAGAAGUCAAAGGCUCAGAUGAUCGACCGUAUGGAGGAACUGAGGAAAGAGAAGGCGGACAUAGCUGUUCGUGAAGUGGAAAUCCAGGCUUUGAUCAAAGAAGCCGGAGAUAAUUACGAGAAGCUUAAGCAGGAGGCUGGAAUCACUCCUGGCUCGGAUGGGAACCUCUCUACAGCCGAUGAAAUGGCGAGUUCGCGAGGCUUGGAGGGUCUUGGAAAUUCGCGUAGUGUCAUUGCGUUCAUUGAGUCGCCAAUUGACGAGAAGGAUGGAGAUCUUCCGCAUCUCCGUCAACAAUCCGAGGCAACACCCAUCGAGCUAUUCUUUGACUUGUUCUUCGUUGCAAAUCUCUCCACCUUUACAGCUACACAUGAAAUCAACAACGUAGAAGCUUUGUGGGCCUACAUUGGCUUCCUCGGGAUCAUCUGGUUUACCUGGCUUCAAGUCACACUAUUUGAUAUCCGUUUCGCGCGAGACUCGAUCUUCGAGAGAAUCUGCAAGGCCAUUCAAUUGGCUGCUAUGGUUGGAUUUGCAUCGGCAGGUUCAAGGUUCACCACACGUGUUCAGCCAGAAAAUGUCUGGGCCUUCCAGUCCUUGAGCCUUAUCCUCGGUGGCAGUCGGCUCUUACUCGCCUUGCAAUACACUGUGAACGCCGUGUUUCUUCGACGGCGUAUGAUACCUGCAGCUCGGGGCGUAUCCAUCAUUGCCGGGAUGCAAUUUGUCUCAAGUUUGACCUACCUCCUGAUGUAUUAUGCCUUCCGUCCCCGUGAAGGAGUCAACCCCUAUAUUUGGACCGUUUGGUUUGUUCUGUUUGGGGUCGAGAUGUGGGUAGUAAUGGGAACUUCAAGCGCCACACCUGGGAUUGGACUUCAAGAUACCCAUCUCAACACAAGAAUGGGCCUCCUAACUCUGAUCAUAAUCGGUGAAGGUGUCAUAUCUGUCACUAGGCUCGUCAACCGGACAGUAGGCCCUGGUGGCUGGACGAAGUGGUCGUUUGUCCAUAUCCUAGGCGUUACAACUAGUGUGUACUUCUUGUGGCAAGCUUACUUCGACCUUUCUCCCAGACGUGUUCUGGGCAAGUAUUCUCAGCAAAUAUGGGCCCAGCUACAUUUCCCAUUCCAUGUGGUCCUCAUUCUACUCCUUGAAGGGUCUCAGAUCCUUGCCUUAAGUCUGGAUAUCACAUUGAAACUCCGGUACCUAGCGGAAACCAUUUUAUGGGCUUGUGAAGACCCACGGCCCAGACCCGACUACGCCAUCCAAAUUCUUCGAGCCACCAUUGCUGAUAUGGAAAUCGACUAUAGCCGAGGGGCCGUAAACGAACAGGUUACAAUCUCCCGGAUCUUGGAUGAUCUCCCCAAUCACCCGCUUUGUCCCUCCCGUCGGACGGGCCAAGUCCCCAUCGCCCGAGACAUGCUCAGUGACCUGGUAGGGAAUGUAACUGCGGCGCUGUUCUCCACCAUGCGGAUCAUGCCUUCGAACCACCCUGAUCCUGGCCGCUUGAGUAGUGAGCAGCUGCUGAGAGGGUAUAUGGCCCUCCUAGAAUUCGUCUAUGUGUACUAUUUUGCCGUGGCGUCACUCUCCAUGAUGUUCUUUGGUGCUUUUGUUUUAUUAGCGCGUCGCCACACGCUCCGCAGAUGUAUGGGCAUCAGCGCAGCGGCCCGCGUGUCCCUUGGUAUGCUCCUUGGAAGCCUAAUGAGUUUCUCUCGUCACUUUCCGCUCGUCUAUUCUUUCAUGACAUCCCCCGCCAUAUUAUAUGCGUUUACUCUUACAUUGUUCAUGGUGCUGCUGAUGGACCGGCUUUUGGACCGGUACCAGAGCUACGGCGGACGGACGCAGGAAAGCGAAGUACCCUGA
Messenger RNA from Aspergillus neoniger CBS 115656, 2799 nucleotides. RefSeq lists its product as uncharacterized. Gene Ontology annotation, biological process: spliceosomal complex disassembly. Gene Ontology annotation, cellular component: U2-type post-mRNA release spliceosomal complex. The record is from RefSeq and is a predicted model, not a curated record. Bases 1 to 2799 code for a protein of 932 amino acids. NCBI's taxonomy places the organism in Eukaryota, Fungi, Ascomycota, Eurotiomycetes, Eurotiales, Aspergillaceae. The transcript has 7 exons.